Molecule: messenger RNA, 1701 nt
Organism: Lachancea sp. 'fantastica'
Lineage: Eukaryota; Fungi; Ascomycota; Saccharomycetes; Saccharomycetales; Saccharomycetaceae
Source: the annotation of a GenBank genome assembly
AUGCCAAAGUGUAAGGUUUGCGGUGGUGUCAAUUUUAUCAAGGAUAUUGCAAAUGCAAACAAUGAUACGGUGUGUCAAGAUUGUGGUACAGUUUCCGAAGAUAAUCCCAUUGUUUCUGAAGUUACCUUUGGGGAAUCAAGUUCAGGUGCCGCAGUUGUGCACGGUAGCUAUGUGGGUGCUGGUCAAUCACACGCGGCGUUUGGGCCGAGAGGUGGCUCAUCGGCGCUGGAAUCUCGUGAGGCUACCAUAAAUAAUGCUCGUAGGAAACUGCGGGCUGUUUCACACGCUUUGGUUAUACCAGAGUACGUUACAGAGGCUGCUACGCAGUGGUACACACUAGCUUUGGCCAAUAACUUUGUCCAAGGACGGAGGUCGCAGAAUGUCAUCGCUGCGUGCUUGUACAUUGCAUGCAGAAAAGAAAAAACACACCAUAUGUUGAUCGACUUUUCAUCGCGUUUGCAAGUCUCAGUAUAUUCGAUCGGGGCAACGUUUUUGAAAAUGGUCAAAGUUCUGCACGUCACGAAUCUCCCACUGACAGAUCCGUCGCUCUUUAUUCAGCACUUUGCUGAAAAACUCGACUUGGGAGACAAGAAAAUCAAAGUGGUGAAAGAUGCAGUCAAGCUUGCACAGCGAAUGGCUAGAGACUGGAUGUACGAGGGACGUCGUCCCGCUGGUAUCGCGGGUGCGUGUUUGCUUCUGGCGUGUCGUAUGAACAACCUGCGCAGGACGCAUUCUGAAGUGGUGGCUGUUUCGCACGUCGCUGAGGAAACAUUACAGCAGCGGCUUAACGAGUUUAAAAACACCAAGUCCGGGAAGCUGUCAAUCAAUGAAUUUCGGGAAGAGGAUGAUGAGGGCACCGAAAAGACAGAAUCGCAUCCACCGUCUUUCGAGCGGAACAGGCUUAAGGAGAAAAAGCUGCGUCAGAAAACCUUGGGAAAUGAAUACGAGACCAGCGAAGAAGCUCUGACCAGAAAUCCAAUUCUGUCGCAAGUACUGGGGGCGCAAGAGCUUUCUUCACGAGAAGUUCUGUACUAUCUCAAGCAAUUUUCUCGCAGAAGACAAGAAAGCCAGGAAUCGAAACAGUCCGCCAGCUUACCCUUAAGACAAGCGAAUGGUGAUGAAGAAGACAGUGAGGUUGGCAACUCCAAUGCACCCGCCAACGACGCAGCUGAGUCUUCUUUAAAUGAGCCCAAUUUCCAAGACUCAAUCGAUGGUUAUUCUAUAGAGACCGAUCCCCAUCGUCCGAGAAAUCUGCAUUUGCUGCCCACCACUUCGUCGUUGCUGUCUAAAGUGGCCGAUGAUCCUGAAGACCUACAAGACGUGGACGACGAAGAGCUCGAAGCCCAGCUUCUGGAUGAAGAGGCCUCCAGGUUAAAAGAACGGAUCUGGAUUGGUAUCAAUGGUGAUUUUUUGCUGGAACAAGAAUCGAACAGGCUCAAGCAAGAGGCAGAUCUGGCAUCUGGAAAUGCGUCUGCCAAGAAGCGCGAAGGCACCCGCCGUCGCAAGCGGAAGCCGGCUUCUGAAGCAGAGGGCAUUCUAGCUGAUAUCAAGGAUGACUCAGGGCUGCAGGCUGCCUUGAAGCUUGCUGAAGACUCUGGUGAUCUGACCACUGCUGAUAACGUCAAGAACAUGAUACAGAAAUCCAGCUUUUCCAAGAAAAUAAACUACAAUGCGAUUGACGGACUAUUUGGAAGUGGUUGA